ACCGGCCCGAGAGCUCAACUUGCGACAGUUGUCGUUCGGUCGCUCUCAAAGAGCCAUCUCGGCUUCGCCGUAAGUUGGUUUCCGUAGGAUUUCUAAUAAAAAAAUCUUGAAGGACGGCAAUACCUUAAAGGACUCUACAGAAACUAUCAAGCAACAUUUGACGCACAUUCAAGUACUUGUCAAAGGACUCGUGAGGAGCUGUCAACACAAAACUAGGAAGAAUUUAUUAAUUAGUUGGACGUUAAUUGCAAGACUUUGGGAUGGUGAAUCUAAAGAAUGCUCUGGGCGCUGACGAGCUCACCGACAAGAAGGUCGGUCUUUCUCGCGCCCUUCUGGCGGAAUUCUUCGGCACCCUGUUACUCAACUUCUUCGUCUGCGGUACCGUGGUGACCGGAAGUGUCGUCGCUAUUAGCUUGUGCGUUGGUCUGGUGGUGGCGGUCGUAAUCCAGACGAUAGGUCAUAUCUCCGGGGGUCACAUCAAUCCGGCGGUCACGUGCGGUCUCGUUGUCAUUGGCAAGGUACCAAUUAUCAGGGGUGUUCUGUACGUUGUGGCGCAAUGCGCGGGCGCUAUCGCGGGUUCGGCGAUCAUAAGAGCCCUUUCGGCCGAUACGAUGGAGGCUUUCCUGGGCGUGGUGAAGCUCUCCCACGGGAUCACUCCAGUGCAAGGAUUCGGCAUCGAGUUCUUCCUCGCUUUGCUCUUGGUGCUGGUAGUUUGCGGGGCGUGCGACGCCGCUAAACCAGACAGCAAGGGCAUCGCGCCUCUUUUAAUCGGCCUGUCGGUCUCCGUCGGCCAUCUCGCCGGCAUACCGCGAACGGGUGCGGGGAUGAAUCCGGCGCGUUCGCUGGGCAGCGCCGUGGUGAUGGGCGUCUUCGACAAUCACUGGGUGUACUGGGUGGGUCCAAUUAUGGGCGGUAUCGCCGGUGCACUCAUCUACGUGCAUGCGAUCGGACCUGCCAAGCAACCGGAAAUCCCCGCCAGGACUUAUGCCUCCGUCGCCACCGACGAAAAGGAGCUCCAGAAUCUUGCCAGCAGGAAAAACGCCAGUCUCGCUUGACGCUCUUAACCGACUCUAACCGUCUUUCUCUGCCAACUCGCCAAUCAUCUUUUAUCGUAUAUAAUGUGAUAAGAACUAUCCGACAGCUUUUAUAUGUAAAAAGUACCGCGCGUGCAUUUUGAAACUGAAGUUUAUAUAAAAUUGCUUUCUAAUGGAGUGAUGUUAAAAAAAAAAAAAACACGAUUGUGACGACGUCGAUUUUUAUUGAUCCUUGAGGAGAUAGGACGAUCUACGGGCGCAAUCAUUUGCAUUUCAAUUCGCUGACUUUAAAAUAAAAUGUACAUGUUUUUCAUAAUUAGGUACAGUUAGCAAUUUUUAAAAGUUCAGCAAGAGAGAUAUUAACGUAAUUUGAAAAUGCCUUUAAUGCUUCAAUUAUUUAAGGCAUCAUAGAAAUAUAUAGUCACAAAGAAAAUUUAAUGCAACUAAAUAAAUUAAAUUGAUAGUUAAAUUUCUCAAGAGAAUUCCAUGCUUUAUAAAAUAUUAAGGCAUUAAGAGUCUCUCUCUUUUUUUUUUCUUCCUAUAAUUUUUUGCCAAUUUAUAACAAUAUCUUUCAUUGCACGAAUUAAAUUUCAAAAAAUUUGAUUAUACGAUAAUGAUAUAGAUCGUCGUCCUGUAAUCGUGAAAGAUUCGAGUGUGAAGAAAGCCAAAGAGAUCUUUUGUCACGAAGUAACGUUGCCGACAUCUCAUGCCACAUUGAGUAAC
This is a messenger RNA of Temnothorax curvispinosus, 1757 nucleotides long. Its product is annotated as aquaporin AQPAn.G-like. The coding region runs from base 261 to 1055 and encodes 264 amino acids. Gene Ontology annotation, molecular function: water channel activity. The record is from RefSeq and is a predicted model, not a curated record. Lineage: Eukaryota; Metazoa; Arthropoda; Insecta; Hymenoptera; Formicidae. Gene Ontology annotation, biological process: transmembrane transport. The transcript has 5 exons. Gene Ontology annotation, cellular component: plasma membrane.